Messenger RNA from Durusdinium trenchii, 775 nucleotides. NCBI's taxonomy places the organism in Eukaryota, Dinophyceae, Suessiales, Symbiodiniaceae. The record is from the annotation of a GenBank genome assembly.
UGCAAACACACCGUUUUAGGCUUCACAUGCUUCUCCUUGGCAUUCCAGGCUCAGGCUUGAUCAAGCAUUGGCCCAUCGGACGCGCGAGGCCCCGACGGCGCCAUGUUUUGUGAGAGCUGUUGUGUGGAGUCUGGCACAGCCACCGAAGUGGGGGUGGACGAGCGGACAUCUCCGAUGGACAUCAUUGAGUCACAUCCUGGGAACUAUGUCUACGACGUGCAGCUUGGGAUGGUCAUCGUCUCAAACACGCAGGGCGCGGUGGUCUCAGCGUGGAAUGAUAGCAAUCCACCAAGCAGACAGAUUGGGAUGUAUGACAGGAUCGUGAAAGUCGAGGGAGAGCUUGGUCAAGGUGGAAAGGAUAUCAUGAAAAAGAUUGCUGCAAAGGUGACCAAUGGAGUGCAGGUCACCAUGCAGCGGCCGCAAGAGCGGACGGUAACAGUCGAACGAACGGCGAGGCUCGGGAUGAACCUCAACUACCGGAAGGGCACGCAUGCUAAGCCCUGGAUCUCCAGUAUAGAGGACGGCAAUUGCCUCAUCGAUCAGUGGAACAAGACUCAUCCGACCCACUCGGUGGCAGUCAACGACCGGGUCAUCUCCGUGAACGGAUCGGCCCUCUCGGCAGUGGAUACAGUGGAAACCUUGCGGACAGCCACUGGAACGUUGACCAUUAAGUUCGUUCAUUUCGACUGAGCUGCCUAGCGAAAACGACGCGUAGACGAGUCGCCAUCGCGCGCCAGUUCUUUCCGCAUGUUUGACAGCACAGAUCAUGAUGCAC